AUGGGUUACAUCUGGGUUGCCCCGCGAUCCCUCAAGAGGACCGAACUGGGCGAUGAUCCCUCUAUCGGAGGGUCACUGCCGACAUGGCUUGCCAAAGUUGAAUACUACGAGGUCGAUUCCAAGUUGCUCAUCACGCCCGGGCGUUCCGACAAGCUGGAAGAAGCCAUCAACGCAGCUAGCCGCCUCAACAAGAAGAACCUGGGCAGUAGACAGCGGGCAGCGGAGUCAAGGUUAAGAGCUGCACAUUCUUGGGCUAGCUUCGAUAGGUAG
Molecule: messenger RNA, 270 nt
Organism: Chaetomium globosum CBS 148.51
Lineage: Eukaryota; Fungi; Ascomycota; Sordariomycetes; Sordariales; Chaetomiaceae
Exons: 2
Coding region: 1-270 (89 amino acids)
Source: RefSeq, a predicted model, not a curated record